Molecule: messenger RNA, 1553 nt
Organism: Hyaena hyaena (striped hyena)
Lineage: Eukaryota; Metazoa; Chordata; Mammalia; Carnivora; Hyaenidae
Gene: HAUS4
Product: HAUS augmin like complex subunit 4
Exons: 10
Coding region: 185-1276 (363 amino acids)
Biological process (GO): spindle assembly; centrosome cycle
Cellular component (GO): HAUS complex
Molecular function (GO): microtubule minus-end binding
Source: RefSeq, a predicted model, not a curated record
CUCCCGGGCCUAGCUUCCCCCAGCCCUAGCGCCGGCCCGAGUGAGAGGUUCCGGAGCCCGGGUGCGGGCGGGAUUCCGGCUUGGAAGCUGCCGGCCAUCCCCCCCAGGCCGUCCCGGUCUGCCUCGGGAGCUUCAGGUGCCCCAUGGUGUGCAGUUCCACAGAUAAGAAUUUCAAGAAAAUCAGAUGGCAUCCGGGGAUUUCUGCUCACCAGGAGAAGGGAUGGAAAUACUCCAGCAAGUGUGCAGCAAACAGCUUCCUCCUUGUAACCUGAGUGAAGAGGACCUGUUAAAGAACCCACACUUCAGCAAGCUGCUGCUAAGUCUCGCACAGCACGUGGACGAGAGUGGCUUAAGCCUCACCCUGGCGAAGGAGCGGGCUCAGGCGUGGAAGGAAGUUCGACUGCAUAAAACAACAUGGUUGAGGUCUGAGAUUUUACAGAGAGUCAUUCAAGAGCUGCUUGUGGACUACUAUGUGAAGACACAAGACCCAAAUUUAACUUCCGAGGACAAAAAGUUUCACGAGACCCUUGAACAGCGGCUACUCGUGACUGAACUGACGGGAUUGUUAGGGCCCAGCCGGGAGAGGGAAACGCCUCUCUUGCUGGGGCUGCAGAAAGCGGAUCUUCUGGAUCUCAUGCCCUCCUCAGAGGAUUUUGUGUGGAUGAGAGCUCGGCUGCCGCUGGAAGUAGAGGAGCAGCUCAAGAAGAAAUGUUUCACCCUGCUCUGCUACCAUGACCCCAAUUCAGAUUCAGACAGUGAAACCUUGAAGGCUGCAAAGGUGUGGAAACUGGCAGAGAUCCUGGUGGGUGAGAAGCAGCAAUGCCAGGAUGCCAAGAGCCAGCAGAAGGAGCAGAUGGUGCUGCUGGAGAAGAAGAGUGCCACCUACUCCCAGGUGCUUCUCCGCUGCCUAGCCUUGCUGCAGAGGCUCCUUCAGGAACACCGGCUUAAGACUCAGUCUGAGCUGGACCGCAUCAAUGCCCAGUACCUAGAGAUCAAGUGCAGUGCCAUGAUCCUUAAGCUGAGGAUGGAGGAGCUAAAGAUCUUGUCUGAUACUUACACUGCUGAGAAAGUAGAAGUUCAUCGUCUCAUUAGGGACCGUUUGGAGGGGGCCAUCCACCUACAAGAGCAAGACAUGGAGAAGUCCCGACAAGUCCUGAGCACCUAUGAGGUCCUUGGGGAGGAGUUUGACAGGCUGGUAAAAGAGUACACUCAACUCAAGCAGGCCACUGAGAACAAGCGCUGGGCCCUCCGGGAGUUUAACAAGGCCUGUCGCUGAGCGCUGCCAGUGGGGGUCCGAAGGUGGACUUCUGCUUGGGUGCUGCCUGCCCCUCCUCCUGCCGAAAGGACCACCUUCACUCCGGGAGUGUGGGGACACUUGCUUGAAGCACUGCAGUGCUUUAGGCACCGUCAUGGUUUUUCUUCCUUGUUUACAGUGACUGAGUCUCCUCUGGGAAAUGUAACAGAUUUAUAUAAUUUUAUGUGCAGCUAUUUGUCAGUGUCAGCCCUGUAGGAUAUUUGAUUACGUCCUGAAUAAAGUGAUGAUGCUUCCUUUG